AUGGCAAUGGAGCCCCUAUGCUCUCGGAUCCGUCCGGUCGCUCUCUAUACACUCCUCAAUGAACGCACAUACGACCUCCCAUCUUAUUUCGGUACAUUGGUUGGCGCGGCGUGUCUUCAAUCACUCACGAUAACAAUCUCCCCUCAUGCUGUACUCAACGUUCCCGAUAUCUCAGGCCCGUCAAUUGUUCUUCCAUUCUUGUCGCAUUUGGUGCUUAACGGGUCGAUUCCGCCUACCUUAUUGAGACUAUUCAAUACCCCCAAAUUACGCCGCCUCGAUAUGAACCUUGCGAAGCGGACGGCCACACCUCGACUUCCCCGGGGGCACCAUAUUGUAGAUUUACGACUCGAGGGAGCGAUGCCAAACAUUCGGUUACUACAGUCCUUACCCGAGUUGGUCAAGUUGGAAAUCGGGAGAGAUAUUCCAGGGAGGUUUCUCGACGCUCUCGCUCAAGGUGGAGGGGAUCCCGAAAAGACGCCGGUCGCGCCGGGAGCACUGAUCCCGUUUACUUCGAUUUUUGAAAAGGAGGAGGAAACGAUGUGCCCUCUCUUGGAUACGCUUACUCUUCGGGGGUGUGAGCGUGUCUCCAGAGAAACGAUCGAAGGCUGGUGGAGCGCCGGGCGGGGAGUCUGA
Messenger RNA from Rhizoctonia solani, 633 nucleotides. Its product is annotated as F-box-like domain protein. Bases 1 to 633 code for a protein of 210 amino acids. The record is from RefSeq and is a predicted model, not a curated record. NCBI's taxonomy places the organism in Eukaryota, Fungi, Basidiomycota, Agaricomycetes, Cantharellales, Ceratobasidiaceae. The transcript has a single exon.